Messenger RNA from Cuscuta europaea, 2285 nucleotides. Lineage: Eukaryota; Viridiplantae; Streptophyta; Magnoliopsida; Solanales; Convolvulaceae. The record is from the annotation of a GenBank genome assembly.
AUAAUAAUACGCACAUUUACGCAGUGUUAAAUACGAUCAAGAAAUCACUUCCUUUGCUCCGAAGUUAAUUGCCAGCCUCGACGUUUUCUUAGCCUCAUCGCCUUCUCCACCCUGACAACAACCCUAUAUAUCCCAAAGACUCUUUCUUUCUUUCCUUCCGCUGCGAGCUUGCAUCCUAUUCCUGCUCAAAUUCGAAAUUGAUUCAAGAGGAGAAGAGGGAUUCUGGCUUCUACUCAAAAAACUCAUUCAGCCAAGGGAUUGGUGUGACUGCACCGAAGGCCAGGAAGCGUGAUAAAGUGAAAGCCAAGAUUUUCAUGUUCCUCUAAUAAUUUUGGUUAGAUAAAAUAGUUGUAGACCUACAAAAUGACUCGGAUACUUGUUCAACGGGGUACUAGCGGGUCAUCGUCCUCAUCAUCAUCGAACCAAAACAGACCAUUAUCGUCACUGGCUAGUUCAUCAUCUUCUUCUUCAACUCCCGUUCAGCCGCAAACAAAUAGCAAUGAACCUGGAGCAGAGAUUCAAGAUCAGAUUUCUUUGGACGAGUUACCAGUUGAUGGUUUUGUGAACAAGUCAGUGAAAUCUGAGGACUCUUCACCAGAAAAUUCGAACAUUAACUUGAUCUCCCAUGAAGUGAAUAUAGUGGAUAAUAAUGAUUUUGUUUCUGAUGAUCUACUAAAAGGACUUGGUGGAUUGAGAGUUGUGGAAGAAGAGGAAAAUGAUGGAAGUUCUUCGCGAACAGCAUCUGGUAGUUCAUAUCCUCCUCCUCCUCCUUUGCCACCCCCAAAACCUGCUUCUAUGAAUAAUUCAAUCUCGAAGAGGUAUCCAACUGGCAGUUCAAGUGCUUUGCGAACCAGGUCCCGGCCAUCUUCCCCCCGUUCUCACUGUGAAAGUGAAGGUUAUAACAGCGCUGACGAACAAAGUCCAUCUUUUGGUCCCUCCUAUGAUGAUGCAGAAAGAGAACGUCAAUUUGAAAUUGACCUGAGACAAGUUAAAGGUCUGGAAGUGAAGAAAAUGAUGGAAGAUGGAAACUGCCUCUUUCGAGCAGUUGCUGACCAAGUGUAUGGUGAUUCUGAAGCUUAUGAUUUGGUUAGGCAGAUGUGCAUUGAUUACAUGGAACGUGAAAGAGACCACUUCUCUCAGUUCAUAACAGAAGGUUUCAGUUCAUAUUGCAAGAGGAAGAGAAGAGAUAAGGUUUACGGUAACAAUGUGGAGAUCCAAGCGUUAUGUGAAAUGUACAAUCGGCCAAUCCACAUAUAUUCAUAUAGCACAGAGCCGAUCAACACAUUCCAUGGAAGUUAUAAUACAGACACCCCUCCCAUCCGCUUAAGUUACCAUCACCGUAAUCAUUACAACUCUCUUGUUGAUCCCCGUCGGCUAACAAUCGGUGCGGGACUCGGUUUUAGCUCUUUGCAAGGGAGGAGUGUUGAUAAGGAUCAAAUAAAAGCAGCAAUUAAGGCACAACAAGACCAACAAAUUGAUAAGACCCUUCUAGCUGAGGGAUGCUUUUACUCGGAUCUUGAGCUGACUGAGAAAGAAAUAGAACGUAUGGUGAUGGAAGCUUCUAGGGCAGAAUAUCUUGCCAAACACAAGUUAAAGCAGCAACCUGGUCACAGAGAAUCGUCCACCUCUGGUGCUGAACCAUCAUCUUCUGGAGCUAGGUCACCAGGAAGUGAGAACAGGCAGGAAGGAGGGCGGGAGGUUUCAAGGUUGCCAGAAUGUGUUCUCAGUGACAGCAUGCAAAUUAUGCUGUCGAUGGGAUUCGGGUAUUCACAGGUGAUUGAAGCUUACAGCAUCUUUGGAGAAGAUGUGGACUCCAUGGUCUGUUACCUUGUAGAAACCAGCAGUAGCAGUAGCAAAAGACGCAAAGGAAAGGCAACAGAGUAAUUGUGGUUUCUCUUAUAGAUUGUUAUUAAGAAUAUUGUUCUCUCAUUUGUCGAACUAUAAACUGCUGCUAGUAGUAUUGUUAAUCCAAUCUAUACACUUUGUUGGUGUAUCCUUCUGCAUUUGUGACACCCUCUUUGUUUCAUCGUCUACUUAAAGUCACCUCUAGGCUCUAACUUGCAACCAUCAUCACAUGGAACACCACUUCCCUAACCUAAGCUUUGUUGAAAGAACUUUACAAUCUUCUUUUUACAUGUAUUUAACAAUAGCCGCUCCUGUCCAAGUGCUUAAGGUCGUGAUCAUUGAUGUAAAUACUAGCGAAUAGUGUUAAGUCAUGUUUUCUCAAAGGCAAUUCCCAAAAUCUAAUAAAAGUCAUGUUUUCAAAAUAAGACUGUCAUGUUUUU